Messenger RNA from Lasiosphaeria miniovina, 537 nucleotides. RefSeq lists its product as uncharacterized. The coding region runs from base 1 to 537 and encodes 178 amino acids. The transcript is spliced from 3 exons. The record is from RefSeq and is a predicted model, not a curated record. NCBI's taxonomy places the organism in Eukaryota, Fungi, Ascomycota, Sordariomycetes, Sordariales, Lasiosphaeriaceae.
AUGUCUAACAACAACACAUCCACUCUCCAGUCGUACGUCGACUCAGCCACUGGGGCCGUCCAGAGCGCCGUCGGUGCAGUCUUUGGAAACUCCAGCCAGGAGGCUGAGGGCGACGUCAAGCAGAAGAAGGGCCAAGCCGAGUUCGAUGCGUCCCACGCCACUGCCAAGGUCCCAGGCUUUACAGCUUCGUCUUCCGGUGCCGUCACCAAGGACAGCGAGGACCGCACAGCUGGCUCGUGGGCUCAGACAGCCGGGUCUACGAAAGAGUUCGUCGGCGGCGUCAUUGGCUCUGAGAGCCUGAAGCAGUCAGGCCGUGAGCAAAACCUCGCCGGCCAAGAGCAGGAGGCUCGGGGCCAGGUCAACGACUACGCGUCUGGUGUCUCCGACCGCGUAGCAGGCACCCUUGGAGGAGCCUACGCAGGUCUCACUGGCGAUCGCGCGAAGCAACAAGAGAAUCAGGAGCGCCACGAUGUUGGCAAGACCCAACAGCGUGGCGUCGAGCACGACGUCAUCAAGCAGGCCGAGGCCCGCGAAUAG